AUGAUUCUUCGUCAGAUGCCUACAGACGGCUUGCACCGCAAGCAACGAGUGUCAAUCAUAUGGAUUAUGGAGAAAGAAUAUCACAACAACUGGGUUUGCGAUUGGAUGGACUAUUUGCUCGAGCAAGACUCAAGCAACGCACAAGAUCUGAAGGCUCCCCAAACAGACAAGAUUGCGCGUCGCUUGGAUAAUGUUCAAGUUAUGAAGAAUGUGUCGAGCUUGGAAAAGCAGGAGAUCACGGAAAUUGUUGCACAGCUCAUGGAAAGCGCAGAAGGCUCGAAGCACCUGAAUUUCAACUACUCACUGUACAUUACCGACGAGUCUGGAAAGGAGCUUCAUAUUGGACGGCGUGGCGUCCAGUUUCACGGAGAGCCCGAUCUAGGUGCUAUCAUAAAUGAGGAAGUCAAUAUCUGUUCCGGGAAGCUUCUGAUCUCAGUUAAGAAGCUUGCCUUGACGAAGGAUAAUGUCGAUUUCUAUGAGGCCGAAUUUCAACCAUCACAAGAUUACACAGGCUUCUGGGCCCCAUCAACAGCCGAAGCAGCCAGUGACUAA
Molecule: messenger RNA, 552 nt
Organism: Penicillium lagena
Lineage: Eukaryota; Fungi; Ascomycota; Eurotiomycetes; Eurotiales; Aspergillaceae
Exons: 4
Coding region: 1-552 (183 amino acids)
Source: RefSeq, a predicted model, not a curated record